GCAAUUUAACGGCUCUUGUAUUUCUUUCUUAUAAACAAAGAAUCUAUUUUCCUCAUAUUCCCAGAAUCUUCCCUCUAACCCCAUCAUUUUUCUUUCUUUUGAUUCUCUCUCUCUUUUUUCCUCUGUUUUUGGUCUUUGGAUUCCCAGAGUUUCCUAAAAGAGACUAUAAUAAACACCCUUUCUCUUAAAAAAAUAAAAUAAAAAUCAACAGCGUAAACAUAAGCAUAACAUGUGUGUUCAGGAUGCAGAGCAGGUUAGUCAAGAAAUGGAGACUCUUGAUAAUACCAACAAUAACACCACCACCAAGAAGCAGUCUUGGCCUCUGCAUUGUGAAGUCUUGCAUACUCACAUGGAGAAUUGGGAUAAAGGCUCUUCUUUUAUUAAUUCUAGUGAUGGGAUCAGUGUUGCCGACUCUUCUCCUCUAGAAAGCAUUUCUGAGGAUAGAGUGGCUGUGGAGAGGAAACAGAAUCUGUUAACAAAUUUUAUCCCUGUCCUUCGCUCAGGAGAAUGGUCAGAUAUUGGUGGUCGGCCUUAUAUGGAAGAUACCCACAUUUGCAUUAAUGACCUAGCUAAGAAAUUUGGUUACGAUUUGCUGAGUGAGGAAUCAAUCUCUUUCUAUGGUGUAUUUGAUGGACAUGGAGGAAAGAGUGCGGCACAGUUUGUUCGCGACCAUUUGCCAAGAGUCAUUAUUGAGGAUGCAGAUUUCCCUUUAGAACUUGAGAAAGUGGUCAGAAGGUCAUUUAUCGAGACCGAUGCUGCUUUUGCUGAGACAUGCUCCCUUGAGUCUUCCCUCUCUUCUGGUACAACUGUACUCACUGCAAUGAUAUUUGGGAGGUCUUUGCUUGUGGCAAAUGCUGGUGAUUGUCGGGCAGUAUUAUCACGAGGCGGGACAGCUAUAGAAAUGUCAAAGGACCAUAGGCCUUGCUGCAUUAGGGAAAAAACAAGGGUCGAGUCUUUGGGAGGAUAUGUUGAAGAUGGUUAUCUGAAUGGUCAGUUAGGUGUUACCCGCGCAUUAGGUGAUUGGCACCUUGAAGGGAUGAAGGUGAAGGGAGAAAUGGGUGGCCCCUUGAGUGCUGAACCAGAACUUAAACUGAUUACACUGACCAAGGAAGACGAGUUUUUGAUCAUAGGAAGUGAUGGAAUAUGGGAUGUCUUUUCCAGCCAAAAUUCAGUAGCUUUCGCCCGGAGAAGACUUCGGGAGCACAAUGAUGUGAAAUUGUGUUGUAAAGAAAUGGUAGACGAAGCAAUAAAACGCGGAGCAACUGACAACUUGACGGUUGUGAUAGUAAGCUUUCACUUGGAGCCACCUCCAUACGUGGCAGUACAGAGAGCAAGAGUGAGGCGGAGCAUUUCCGCAGAGGGGCUUCAGAGUCUCAAAUGUCUGUUACAAGAAUAAUCACUUAAAACUGAUUUGAACAUUUCUUUUUUCUUCCUUAUAGAGUAGAACUAGUCAAUAAUGGUAUAUAGCUACACUGGCUGUUGCUAGAGUUUGUCUGUACAUAAGUUGAGCCGAAAAGAAGCUCCAAUUCUCCUGCCUGUUAUUAUUGUUGGCUCAUUCAGUUUUCAAGAAAAUGGAAAUAGAGAUGAUACAAAUUGAGAGGUCAAACAAUUGCUGUCGUAAUCAAUCACACUAAUAUUUUCUUC
Molecule: messenger RNA, 1644 nt
Organism: Ricinus communis (castor bean)
Lineage: Eukaryota; Viridiplantae; Streptophyta; Magnoliopsida; Malpighiales; Euphorbiaceae
Product: probable protein phosphatase 2C 27
Exons: 4
Coding region: 230-1396 (388 amino acids)
Biological process (GO): protein dephosphorylation
Molecular function (GO): cation binding; protein serine/threonine phosphatase activity
Source: RefSeq, a predicted model, not a curated record